AUGGCAGCUAAUUUAGCCCUAUGCGACAGUGAUGUAGAAGAUGAUUACAUCGACAUGGAAGUAACUUCUUUCACAAGCCUCGUACGCAAAACUCUCAUCAACAACAACAACAACAACCCUAGAGAGUUCGAGUUCCAAAUGUCUCAUCUUGGUCCUCUACAUACAGACAAAACCACUUCUCCUGCAGACGAACUCUUCUACAAAGGCAAGCUUCUCCCUCUUCACUUACCUCCACGUCUCCAAAUGGUCCAGAACCUUCUAGAAGACUACACCUUUGAAGAUGAAUUCUACAGCACACCUUUAACCACUCCAGUCACUAGCAACACUCCUUUCGAGUCUUGCACCGUCUCUCCAGCAGAGUCUUGUCAAGUGAGUAAAGAGCUUAACCCUGAAGACUAUUUCCUCAACUAUUCAGAUUCAAUAGAAGAGAAGAAAUCUUGGGGCAAGAAACUGAAGUUGAUCAAACAAUUAAGCUUUGGAACAAAGAUUAAAGCUUCAAAAGCUUAUCUAAGAUCCUUCUUUGGUAAAUCAAGUUGUUCUGAUGAGUCUAGGGUUGCUGAUGAAGGAUCUGUUUUGAGGUAUUCAUUAGUGGAGCCUCCUUUUGGACAAAUCAAAACAGAAAAACCUAAAAAACAGAGUGAUGGCUCUGUUUCUAGGAGCCAUAGGAGAUCGUUUUCGGUUUCUAUGAGGAGACAACCUGCGAAGAGUUUGAACAACAAAGCAACGAGUAGUUUAGGGUUUCGUCCGUUGCAGUUUUUGAAGAGAAGCACGAGUUCGAGCUCAGAGAUGGAGAAUUCUGUUCAAGGAGCUAUCUUGCAUUGCAAGCAAUCUCAGCAGAAGCAGUAUAGUGUCAAUGAGGUUGGAUUCUGUUCGUUGUCAGCUUCAAGAAUCACAGCGACAGAUGAUCAAGAGCGGGAUCAGCUAUUUAGGGGUUAA
This is a messenger RNA of Eruca vesicaria subsp. sativa (arugula), 936 nucleotides long. Lineage: Eukaryota; Viridiplantae; Streptophyta; Magnoliopsida; Brassicales; Brassicaceae. The record is from the annotation of a GenBank genome assembly.